This is a messenger RNA of Lymnaea stagnalis (great pond snail), 2105 nucleotides long. NCBI's taxonomy places the organism in Eukaryota, Metazoa, Mollusca, Gastropoda, Lymnaeidae. The record is from the annotation of a GenBank genome assembly.
UACACCAUGGUCGUGGUGACCAAAAUGGUUCCAAAAGAUCACAAUCACUGAAAGCAAAAAAAAAUUCUAAUAAGGGCCAAAGUCAAGGUCAAUAUUCCUCUGAUGAUUCCAAUGACGGGGUUGAUACUGAAUGCUGCCACACGACCACAUCACAGACCAGCUCUGUCGCUCCGCACGCCAAGCAAAGUGUCGUGUCAAAAACACCUGGUCGUUUCUUUGACAGGGGAAGUUCUCAGAAAGAGCACGUGGCAUUCCAACAAGUCAGGACCCACAAAGUGAGGUCGCAGGGUGACAGGUCAAGGUCGCAGGGCGACAGGUCAUGGUCUCAGGCAGAUAGGGCUUUUCUGGAGGAGUCGAGGCACUCAACAGAAAAAGCAAAAACUAGACUAAAGCAUGAUGCCAACAUGUCAUCCUAUUCUGAAAUAUCAGCCAAAAUGAAGAAACAAAAGUCAAGGGCAGAUUUAAAUUACAAUUUCCAGCCUCGAUCAAAGGACAAAGGUGAGGAAGAUAAGUGACUUUGCUGAAGUUAAUUUAAAAAUUCAUCUUUAUUUGAAUUUGUUAAUCUGUUUUUUAUUGUUCAAUGGCGAUGAAAGUAAGUGGUUGAUAAAAAAAUUCUGUCAUCCAUCUAGGUCUAUUUAUAACUUUAAAUAAAACAAAUCAACAAUUAGCCAACUAAAUGAAAUUAAAUCACCUAAACAAACCUGACAAAAAUAAAAUUAUAGGGAAGAAGUAUUUGAAAUAAGUUUUCUGAGUUAGAAUUGAGUAAUUUGAAGUGUACUUACAACUCAGAUUCAGAAAUUAAUUCAUAUAAAAAAAUUAGAAUUUUUAAUGUAAACUGAAUUUUAGGUUUCAAAUUUAACUUUUUUGUUGUGUGCAUUAAAAUGUUUUAUUUUAGAUUAUGACUUUUGACUGAGAUGUUAUUUGUUCCAUCAACACAACAAAUUUUGAUUUUUGAUUUAGAUGGUAUUUUUUAAAAUAAACACAAGUUAUUUAUCCCCCCAUAUUCCUUAUGGACGAUUAUAUUAUUAUAGUUUUGGAAAUCGUAACGGCAUUAACAUAUCCUGUGGGUAAAUUUAUACUUUACAUAAUUCAACAUUUUUAUAAAAUAGUAAUGAUACUGAAAAAGAAUCAAAUUCUGAUAAAAAGGUAGGCCUAUUUUAAAUGAACAUUUCACCAUGAUUUGACCAGAGGGAGACUCGGGCCGGCCAGGCAAAGAAGGCCAACCGGGCGCACAACCCGGCGAUGAUCCCAAGGGCAAGAAAAGAAAGUCUGAGGCGGGGCCGGCAGGGCAGCGUAGAAAACACCACCAUAGAAAGCAUAGGGAUAAAAGCGAUCCUUCUAAGUCAAGGAGCAGCAGGCUGAGCAAGUCACAAGAUGAUAUGGAUUACACAUCUGUCAUGGUAUGAUAUAGACAUCUGUCAUGAUAGGAUAUAGACAUCUGUCAUGGUAGGAUAUAGACAUCUGUCAUGGUAGGAUAUAGAUAUCUGUCAUAGUAGGAUAUAGACAUCUGUCAGGGUAGGAUAUAGACAUCUGUCAUGGUAGGAUAUAGACAUCUGUCAUGGUAAGAUAUAGAAAUCUGUCAUUGUAGGAUAUAGACAUCUGUCAUGGUAAGAUAUAGAAAUCUGUCAUUGUAGGAUAUAGAAAUCUGUCAUUGUAGGAUAGAGACCGUCCGAAAGUGAUUUUCUGAUUUCGGCCGAAGCCGAAAAUAGGCCGAAAGUUUAAAAUGACUUUCGGCCGAAACCGAAAAAAUGCCGAAAGUUUAAAAAUCUGUCAUGGUAGGAUAUAGACAUCUGUCAUGGUAGGAUAUAGACAUCUGUCAUGGUAGGAUAUAGAGUGCAAAUAACUACUAGUGUAUAAUAGCUAUUGGUAGGCCAACAAAAUUAUGAAACUCACCUUUGUCAUUCAGCCCCACUCAACAAAACUAUGAAACUCACAUAUGCCAAUCAAUCCCAUUCAACAAAACUAUAAAACUCAAAUAAUACAUAUAAUGACGUAUUUAGUCCGUUGUGUCAACUCUAUAUCAUUGAUACUCUAAAAGGAUGCUGUGAAAAAAAGAACAGCAGAGCUUGCGCAGCCUGAAAUACCUGACCCCCAAGCAAUGGAGC